Stomoxys calcitrans (stable fly) is the source of this 1842-nucleotide messenger RNA. RefSeq names its product multiple inositol polyphosphate phosphatase 1 (gene Mipp1). The record is from RefSeq and is a predicted model, not a curated record. Lineage: Eukaryota; Metazoa; Arthropoda; Insecta; Diptera; Muscidae. Bases 307 to 1719 code for a protein of 470 amino acids. The transcript has 8 exons. Gene Ontology annotation, molecular function: inositol phosphate phosphatase activity; acid phosphatase activity.
AGACGACCACUUUAGUUGCGGGCAAACUAGUCCCAAGAAAACAGUUUGCAUUUAAACGUAAACGGAAACAGUUCGCUGGGUGUCUCGAUACAAUAGCGACGGUUGAAAUUUUACGCGCGGGCAAAAUUAUUUUUUAAAGCAAGAAAACAAAAGUGUCAAAACACACAAAAAUAGUGGCGUUUCUUGGUGGAUUAUAAUUUGCAUCGCAAAUCAAAAAAAAUAAAAACAAGAGAAAUAAAUCUCAUCGAAUCAUAAAAAAUAUCCGUCAGUUUUUGUUCUUUGUGCGAGAGAUCAUAAUUUAAAUCAAUGAACUUCCUGCUAAUCACCACCACCUGCCUAUUGGCGAUAUGCUGUACACAAAUAGGGGCUCAAGAUGACUAUUGCUUUGGCAAGGAUACCAUGAGACCUCAGACACGUCAUUUUACCUCCAAGACAGCCUAUCAAAUUGCUAAGAGUACCAAUAUGGAUAAACAGUAUUUGGUGCCUGGAUGUACGCCCCAAAAGAUAUGGAUUCUACAUAGACACGGUACCAGACUGCCAUCGAAGAGUACCAUACAAAAGGCUCCACGUUUGGAGCAGUUGCGUGAUGCAAUUGCCGAUAACUAUCGCGUUAAGGCCGAACUGCCUGACAAUGCCUUGUGCAAUGAGGAUUUGAUAGCCAUCAAAAUGUGGAAAUGGAAUGCCAGCAUUACCCCUGAUAUGGAAAAUUAUUUGACUGGACAAGGCUACGAAGAUCUGCGCGGCACUGCCAAAACAUAUCAAAAAUAUUAUCCCGAAGUUUUAGUCAAGGAUUAUAGCAGCGACUAUUACAAAUUCCGUCACACUGAUCUACAACGUACAACUGAAAGUUUCAAGGCCUUCGCUGAGGGUUUAUUCGGCCCCAACAAUGCUGCUAAAUCUGAUGAUAUUCCCGAAAAAGAUUUACUUUUACGUCCCUAUGACUACUGCCAAUCAUGGAGCAGUCAAAACUUCAAAGGUGCAGGUUCCGAAUCGGCCAAGUUCCGCAAUUUGCCCAUUUGGAAUCAGACAAUGUAUGAUAUAUCAAGACGUUUGGGCUUUAAAUAUACUUUGGAAACAGAAGAUAUCGAAUUGAUGUACGAUAUGUGUCGUUAUGAGCAGGCUUGGCAGGUGGAUCGUACUAGUGUGUGGUGUGCGGCCUUCACUGCUGACCAAGUCACCGUUUUUGAAUAUGAAGAUGACUUGAAGUACUACUACAAAUCUGGCUAUGGUUUCGAGGCUAAUUCCCGCCUAAACUGUCGCGCUGCUCAGGAUAUGAUCACCCAUUUGGGCAGCAAUUCAAUGCCCAAUGUUGUCACCUACUUCGGACAUUCCACCGGCGUUCAGACGCUCCUAAAUACCUUGGGCAUUGAUAAGGACGAAGUACCUCUGUUGGCCAGCAACUUCAAUGAUCAAAAGGAUCGCAAAUGGGCAACAUCGCGUAUUGAUCCUUUUGCUUCCAAUUUUCUAGCUGUCAAAUAUCAUUGUGAUGCCGAGACCGUCAACAAGGAGAAGGUUAUAUUUUUCGUCAAUCAAGAUGCUGUCGACUUGAGCUGGUGCAAAGUGGGUCUGUGCAAUUGGUCCGAUGUUUUGGAUCGCUACAGCAAUCUGAUAGAUGCCAAUUGUGAUUCGUAUUAUUGCGGUGAUGGUGCCACCGCUGUCAGUGUUUCAUUGGGAGCCCUCCUGAUGACUGCCAUUGUUUACUUAAUAAAUGUAAUGUAGGUGCACGGCUAUGAAGAGAAAGCUGCCUGGUAGCUGCGCUUAAAUGUAUAUUUUAAAGUCUUUAGUUCUAUUCUUAAAACAAAAAGAGAUAAACUAACAAAAAAAAAACCAAAAAAAAAAAAA